CUUCCAUCGCGGCCGUCCCGCUCCCCCGGGUCCCGGAGGCCGCCCAUCCCCGCUCGCUCAGGUGCUCCGUCUGCCCCACUGCGCCCCAUGGCUUCUCCGGACGACCCUCUGCGCGCAGAUCAUGUGGCCAAGGAGCCUGUGGAAGACACAGACCCUAGCACUUUAUCCUUCAACAUGUCAGACAAAUAUCCCAUUCAAGAUACAGGACUCCCUAAAGCUGAGGAGUGUGAUCCAAUUACUUUGCCCUGCCCAACAAAUUCUGAUGUGCAACAUCAGGGAGAAGAAAAUGGCUUUCCAGACAGUACUGGAGAUCCCCCUUCAGAUGUAAGCAAUGACAACUCCUGUAAGGAGAACUGCACCUGCUCCUCCUGCUCACUCCGCGCCCCCACCAUAAGUGACUUGCUCAAUGAUCAAGACUUAUUGGAUGUGAUCAGGAUAAAGUUGGAUCCAUGUCACCCAACAGUCAAAAACUGGCGUAAUUUUGCAAGCAAAUGGGGCAUGCCCUACGAUGAACUGUGUUUCCUGGAGCAGAGGCCCCAGAGCCCCACCUUGGAGUUCUUGCUCCGAAACAGUCAGAGGACAGUGAGCCAACUGAUGGAGCUCUGCCGGCACUAUCACAGGGCUGAUGUGGAGAAAGUUCUGCGCAGGUGGGUGGAUGAGGAGUGGCCCAAGAGAGCGCUUGGAGACUACCCCAGGAACUUCUAGAGCACUUCUCCUGCCAGUUGACUUCUUUGAACAUUGAAACAACCUCGGGUUAAGGAGAAAUGUGAAUUUGUUCUUUUUUAAGCGUUUAGGAUAAAAAUAUGGAUUAGUGGUUUUUCCCAAAACUGGUGGUUUUGUGGAGGAGUAGGCUAAGUUUUGGGGGUAGAUUUUCAUUUGUUUGCUUUUGCACAUCUGUUUUAAUUUAAUAUUUGAUUCUAGAAUUGGGGAAAAUAUUUUGUGGGCUCAUAAAGACCAACACCAAAACCUACAAUCAGAGUGGAUUCAUGCCGUAGUGUCAAUAAAAUUACCCUCUCCCUUAAAUACUGCUGAAGGUUGACAUAGGAGCCAAGAUUGUUGAUGGACCCAAACAACCAUCAUCCAUGAGAUCCUUCAUGAUCAACAACAUUCUUAAGCUUAGAAGAAAACAACAAAGAGGUGUUGCCUGCUUGUUCUGAUUGUUAUUUGUUGUUGUUAUAAAGUACUUAGGUGAAUUAAUGGAAUAUUGGUAUUAUGUGUGACACCCUUCAGAACAUACGUGCCAUCUUUUUUAUUCAAAUACCUUAUUACCUGUGCACUAUCAAAAUGACAUUUGCUCAAGUGUCUUUGAAAGAAAUACAAAAAUGGCCUUGGAAAGACAGAGUUAAGAAUUAGUAGGGUAAUAAUAAGCACCAUGGGGAAAGUAUUUGAGUACUUACACUGCCCUUUGGUUACCCAAGACUUUUGAAAAUUAAAAUACUGACUUUUAUGUCUUUUAUAGAAGUCUGAGUGUUUCAUCCAUGAUAUGAAACUCAGUUACGAAAGAAACAAAGAUCACCUGACUCAUAGGUGAAAUGUACCACCUCUGGCACCUGCUCUCCUGGCUUAACCAGGCCCAUUAACACUACACAGCAGUUGAGCCAAGGAGGAAUCUUUACUGCAGGGAAAAAAGAGCUGUAUUAAAAUCCAAUUUUUAAAGGAUUUUAAACCUAAUAAAUAAUCGGACUCAGAGAGGGAAAGUAUGGAGAAGUAGCUAUUGAAGAGAUCAGACUUUCUAGGCUUUCUGGGAAAAAGGUGAGAGAAGGCAAAGGCUACGUUCAACAGUUUCAUAAAAGUGCUAUUUGGUUUUGGCUAUGGCUGUAGAAAAUUAAAUCACAGCAUUCAUUUUGGCUCUGGUUGUAGAAAAUCAAAAUACUCAUUCUGUGUAAGUUCCUGAUUAAAAUAAGCAAAAAUGAUGAAUAACGUGAUUGGCAUAAAAGGAAAAUGAGGAUUAACUGAAAAGAAAGUUAAUUUCUAAAUCACCACCAUUUUACCCUCACUAACGAUUACAGCAGUUGGUUUUUUUUUUAGUUUGCUAAUAUAUAAAGUCAACUUCAUCAUCAAAUAUAAGCUUUAAAUCAUGUAUGAUUUUAGCAAAAUCAUGUAUGAAGACGUAUUCAUCCCUUCUGAUUCCAUGUUAAUCACACCCAGUUCAUCUUCUCUUGUCAAAUUUAUCAGAUAACUGUCAGAUUUAUCACAAGAUGUAUUUUAAAUAACAGCCAGUAAUAAAAUGUAGAGAUUUUUAAAAACAGAUUCUUUUGCUAAUUGAUAUCCAAUGAGGUGCUUGCUAUUUAUUUAUUGUCAGCCCUGUCCCAGGACUGUACAGAACUCGGAUGGGGAUUCUAGUCUUUGAGGAAUUUGAUUUUACAUACUAUGUUCUCAUUAUGCCCCACGUAACAUGGUCUCAUUUGUUAGCCCCCAAUUUACUGCGGGAAAGUAGCCAUGCAUCUUGGCAUUCAUUAUUAACGUUUUAGGGAAAUGGAACUAGAAAGGUUGUGGUUAUUUCGCGUUGUGUGGUAGCAGAUGCCCGCAGUCCCAUGGUCGUCCUGGUACCAUGCCACCCCCUUGGGAUACAAGGAGUGGGUCCCCCACUGACCAAUGUCCUGCUAACUUCUGCCUGUCCAGCUGCCACCAGAAAGUCCCUUCCUUCCCCAGGCUUCUGGGGAACUCUCUCUCCUCCUUCAGUUAAUACUUCCCUUCCUCCCUCCCACAACUCCAAUUCUAACUCAAUCCAGUACCUGCAGGAAGGUUCUGUGACCACCACAGAGUCAGUGGGAGGGGGGACAGGGAAGAGAUGGAAGGGAAAACCCCUUUCUACUCCCUUUCCUCAGCCUACUCCUUUGUCCUCCCAUCUCCAGGCCUCAACCUCCCCCAGACAGAGUCCAAAGAAAAUAACAGGUGGGACCUGCUCCCCCACCCCCAGCCAUCAUUUCCAUUGAGGGAGGAUAGGAAGGGUGCCCAUAUUUACAGAGGAUCCCCCCACCUCUGACUGACAGGGUAGAAGAACAGCUAGAAAAAGAUCACUUGAGGGAGGGGGGUAUGGCUAUGACUCCCAGCCCCCAGCCCCAACCCUGUCCCUUUCCCUGCUGCCCUGUGCACUUCCCUAAUCGCCCAGGUUCUCAGCAAAGUGGACCUCAAGCUAUGUAGAAGUUUUUUAAAAUUUAGUAUAAGUUCUCAGUAUCCCAGAUUUAAAACCUGGAAAGUGUGGCAGAAUUUUCACAUGGAAACAUGGCUAUACAUGGUGACUAGGUUCUGGGUCUGUUCUGUCCUUCAAAAUUUUCUUGAUUAAAAGUUGUUCAUGGGCUGGCUUAAGAGCACUGGUCCCUAUUAGCACUGCUUCUGUGGGACACAUUUCCAAAAUUCCAAACUCAAAAUUCAAAUCUCAAAGCUGACUUUAAGUUGAAUUUAUCAUACACAUCUUAGACAUGGCUACUGAGCUUAGCUUUGAUUAAGCUUAAAAUGUUAAGACACAGAAUUCAGGUGGAUCAGACCUGGGCAGGGCUGACUGUGUACCUGUAUCUUUAAAUUCAGGAAUUACAGGAACACUGUGACCACAGGACCUUACUCAUCUCUCUAUUUGUCAUUAUUUCCAAAGUCUUGAUUACUAAUUAUUUUUACCACUGGCUGCAAACGUUUGAUAUUCACACCAUAAUUGCAUGGGGGAAGUGGUGGAAAUGCCCCUGGGGUAUGGCCAGGGUGAAAGAGAUUUUCUUUUAAUAGGGAAUUUGAUAAAAAUGGUGUUUUAUUUUGACUACCAUCAUUUGCAGAUACUAACAUCUGUAUCUAUUGGCAUAUACCUUAGGAAGUGCUUAAAUUGUUAGGAGCUUAAAGUGUUGGACCUUAAAAUGUUUGGCAGGAUUUCCCAUUAACAGUCAAGAUAAUUUGUAUGAACAAGUCACCUAUUUGUGU
Messenger RNA from Talpa occidentalis (Iberian mole), 3906 nucleotides. It is a transcript of the gene EDARADD, whose product is annotated as EDAR associated via death domain. The transcript is spliced from 6 exons. Gene Ontology annotation, biological process: signal transduction. Bases 88 to 705 code for a protein of 205 amino acids. The record is from RefSeq and is a predicted model, not a curated record. Gene Ontology annotation, molecular function: protein binding. NCBI's taxonomy places the organism in Eukaryota, Metazoa, Chordata, Mammalia, Eulipotyphla, Talpidae.